This is a messenger RNA of Malassezia restricta, 5619 nucleotides long. Its product is annotated as nuclear pore complex protein Nup188. The transcript has a single exon. Gene Ontology annotation, biological process: RNA export from nucleus; protein import into nucleus. The coding region runs from base 1 to 5619 and encodes 1872 amino acids. Gene Ontology annotation, cellular component: nuclear pore inner ring. NCBI's taxonomy places the organism in Eukaryota, Fungi, Basidiomycota, Malasseziomycetes, Malasseziales, Malasseziaceae. The record is from RefSeq and is a predicted model, not a curated record. Gene Ontology annotation, molecular function: structural constituent of nuclear pore.
AUGGCCGCUGAUGCAAGCGCGGCGCACUAUGCGCCGCGCGCUGCGCCUUAUGCCCUCGUACCGUUCCAUGAUAUAUACGAGCAUCUCGAGGGCGCGCGCCAAAAACACACAUCAGAAGACCUGCAGCAGCUGUUGGAACAACGCCUGCCACAGCUGCGUUCGUGUGGCGAUCUGUGCAAGCCACGCGCGCCGUCGCUCCGUGAUACGUUUAUGAAAAAGACACAGGUCGAGUGGCAUGGCCACAACCUCGAAGUUGAUGCGCUCCAACGCGACUUGUGCGUCGCGAUUAGCGACCGGCUCGAUAUAGACGAAGUCGAGGCGCUGGGUAUGUUGCGCACGUUUCUUGACAGCGAGCACCGUUCUGUUGAUGCGCUGGAACGUACACUUACAUUUAGUUCGGAAGGCUUUGACGACUUCCUGGAUGCAUUUUACGUGUUUUAUUUUGAAGAGCAGCUCGCGCUCAUUCGAUGCACUAGUGCCUUGCUGCGGAUCGCAGAAGAUGCGCGCAAUGAGCUUUUCAGUACGGCGAUGGCUGUGCUCGAUCAGAUGGAAGAUGCUGAUCUCGCGCGCGGCUGUUUGCAGCGCUUCGAGGAGGAGAUGAGCAAGGCGCUGCCCUCUAGCGUCGCGGGCGAUACACACUAUGCCUCGCUGUGGGCGCGUCACGGCUUGGAGAGGCAACUGGCACUGUUGGAAGUGGCUUUCUUGCUUUACUAUGGACGCCUAUCGCCGAGCGCCGCCUUUCUUGCUGACAUACUUGAGUGUGGGCACCGUACGCAGUUUGGGCAGCGGCAAGCGAAUGCCAGCCUCUUUGAUACAGAUGCGCAUGCCAAAUGCCGAUGCAUUCGCGACCUGCUUUUGUUUUUAGCCAUCGAGUGCUUGAACCUUGAAGCGGCGCUGGAUGUCGUGCCUGAAGGCAUUGCCGCGCCCGAUGAUGCAGCACUCGCGCCUUUGGCGACAGACCCUGACGCACUGGAACGGUGCCUUGUGCAAUUGGAGAAAGCCGCGUCAGAUGUGGCGUAUGCGCCGUUGCUGCUUAGCUUUGCCCUCGUGCUACGCCGGUUUGACGAGGUCGGCUCACAUACGCCCCUCGAGCCACGCUUGGCUGCGACCUUGGACGUGGUCGAUCAUGGACCUCAAAUAUGGCGUCGGCUCCUACAGGGCGCUUUUGAUCCGAGCAUGCAGCUCUUUGACACCCUGCAUUCGCUCGUGACAUCGCCGCUGUUGCGGACGGCUACACGUGCGUUGGGUGCAUCAAAUCUGUCGGCCCUGGCGUAUCGCGCGGUGUUCAAAGGACUGCUGCUCACCAUCACAGAACUUGUGCAGCCCGAGUAUUUACCAGAUCUGGAUCCGCUGGUGGACUUAUGGUGUCUCACAUUCCGCGCGAUGCCAGGCGACGUCCCGGAUGGCAUUGCUGCGCUGUGCACGCAGUUUUGGACGCAAGACAUUCAGUACCCGACCCGUGCGUCUUUGCUGGACACGGUGCGUCGUCGCUUUCCCGCCAGCUUUCUGCCAUUGGUGCGCCUCGCACAUGCACUCUCCGGCACGGCACCAGAUGCGCCCUCGCCCGACACGGUCGCGGCCAUGAUGAAUGCGCUGGCACACGUGUCGUCGGUAGCCCUCAUCCUGCCCCAGCGCACGGCGGGACUCGGCCUAUGGGAAACGCUCGAUGAAGCGGGGGCGCCAUCGGUCACGUAUCGAUUGCAGGCUGACAUGCCCGUCGCCCUCACACAGAUGCAUGUGCCUGCCGGCACGCAUGGCGUGCUCAUUUCUCCAUCGGGCCAAGCACCGGCCAUUGUUCUGUGGCAGCUCGCCACACCGAUCAGUGCGUGGCACAUUCUCCACGACGCAUUCGUAUCCAGUGUCGUGCCCUCGUCCAGCGCGACUGACCCUGCGUCGCUGGAAAAUGACUCGCCGACGCUUCUUUCUCCCGACUGGGAAAACGAUAGCGGUAGCGUGGGCGUGAUCGUGGCAGAACUCUUUGCAGAUGUGCUCCAAACCGAGGAAGCCCUGGGUGAGGCUCUCUUGGCACAUCUUGGCGAACAAGAAGCGCUCGUCCCAGCCGCCGUCGCGCUGGUGCAGGCCGGUCUCGCGUCUCAACCACUGGAUACACGUCGCGUGUAUGCUGGCUACCGCCUGCUGAUGGCCCUUUUGCCGCUGCGGCCUAACGACAUUUGGCAGCAUGUCCGCUCGACCAAUGUGCUGAUCGGUAGUCCUGGACAUGUGCCGCUUCUCGACGCCAGUGUGCCACGCUCGGCACUGCUUACGCACGAGCGCCGCACAGGUGUGUUCACAGGCACCUUCUGCCUUCUUGAUUUGCUAUAUGCUCUCCUCGAACACAUCCAGUCGACGCAGUUUGUCGAUCCUCCCUCCCUUGUACAAGUGCAGGCGUCUGUUCUUGCUCGUGCCAUUGGCUGGGCCGGCUACCACAUCUGGCACGACCACCAGCAAUGGCAUUACGCAGACAACCCGUCUGGAUGGAUGCAUAUGAGUUUCAAGUGCCUUCGUCUGUUUUCGGCCGUCUUGAGCGAUCCGUGCUUUCUUGCACCGCUCACAGCCAAGGACCCUCCGGCUGCCGUGCUGGCUGUGCAGCCGCUGCACCUGGCUGUCGAGCACGUCUUGGGCCACGACGCCUCGUCUGCGACGUUUGCGCCGAUGCUCCAUGCGCUCGGUGUCGGCCACGCACGUAUCGAUGCGCUGUACCGUGCCGGCGACACCCAAUAUGCUCAUGUGCUGGAGGAGCUCAUGGCCUUGUGUCUCGAGACGUCGAGUCUCCUCGUCGCGCGGCCCGACACGUCCCAUGUGCUCACGGCACUUCUCGUUGGUGCGGCACCGGGAGGCGGCGAAACCCUCGCCAGCGUGAUAUUUGCGUACAUCGCUGCGCCUGUGUCGCCCUCGUUGGCUACGGCCGCCGCCCAUCUCCUCACAGACAUGGUCCGUGCGCCCGACAUGGCUGCGCUGCGCUUGGCCGGUCAUCUCGGCUCGACCAAGCAGGUGGAAGAUGCAGUGGAUCAGCUGCUGGGUGUGCUGGAGAAUACGGCGGCUGAUGCGCCGCUUCGCAUAGCGCUCUGGCACAUGUUGAGUGCGUUUGUGUCGAACCAGCCUGCGCUGGCGACGCUGCUGCUGACGGGUGCUCAUCUAGCCCACGAUUUGAGCCAGCAUUCGUCGUCCAAGCCACGGGCGCUGCAUAUGACGGCGCUCGAUUUGGCCGUGCAAGCGCUGCGAACCGUGGACGAACUUUGGGAUGCGAAUCCCCAGCUAUUGGAUGCCGUGCUGUACUUUUUGAACGAGGCGUGGGCGCAGGCAGCGGCGCAUCCUCAGGUGUUUGGUGAGUUGCGUACGCAAUCAGCGCUGUGGGAUGGUCUCGUCGAGCUUAUCCGGCGCCCCGUGCCUGUGCCGCCCGCACUUGACGUCGAGGCGGACGAGUCAGCGACGCUGUAUGCAUCUCGCCUCUUGUGCCAAGCGCAUGCCCUGGGUCUCUUGCCAUGUGACCUCAGUGCUAUGCGCGCGCCACGGGCCCAGCCGACGGACAGGGCCGGCUGUGUGCGCGUGAUGCUGGCGCUGUGCUCUGAUGCAAGUGCUUUGCAACGUACUCUGCACGAUGCGAUGCUGACUAUGCCGGCUGCUGUGCCCAUGACGAUGGAGAAGCAUUUGUGCGAGACUGCGCCGGACGUGCCUUGGGCCCUGCUGCGCCACAAGCCACAACGCCAUGACUAUGAGCGCGAACGCGCAUUUGGUCCAUCGUACAUGUAUGAUCUUCCUACGGUGCUGCGGCGCACGCGUCCUGAUCCCUUGUUGGCAUCGUCCCAGCAGGCUACACGCUCUGAUGUGCUGCAUUGUGUGGCGCAGGUAAGUCUGCGGUGGUCGGUCGUGGAUGCUCAAGCACGGCGGGCUGUCGCGUGGACGGAUUGCUUGGGUAUCAUGACAGCGCAUCUGCUCGCCCAAGCCGAGGCGCAAGGUGCCGCAUCCCUGGAGGCCCUGCAGCGCUCGCUCAGCGAAGCGGCGCUGCAUAUUGGCCCCUUGGCCCUCGAGCAAGACCGCCCCCACGUCGUGACUUUGUUGGCUGUGCUCAUAGGCGCCUCGCAUGUCCGUCUCGACGCGGCAGCGCUGGAGAAGCUCAGCACGCUGGUCGCCAAGCUCGGUGAAUCGUCUGCCUACAAGUUGCCGGCGUUCACGUCACAGGGCGUGCGCUCGCCCCUUGUGCAGCUCAUGCUGGCGGUGGCGUCAUGCGCGCGCCGCCACAAGGCCGCCUUGCCAGCGCUUCCGACCAUGGUCGGUCAAGCGAUGGACGUAUUUCUUCGUCUCGAGUCGCUCGCGCCUCUGCUAGAGAAGCCGCUGAGUGAGUCGGCACGGCAAGCCGAGAGGGAUCUCGAUACGCUGGUGGCGUUCCUGCACAAGUGCAUGGCGCCUGAGGCGCAUGUGCCGGCUUCAACGUGGCUGGGUCCGAUCCGAGAGACACGUAUGCUUCCUAUUUGUGCCGAGCUACUGUCGAGCAUGCCACUUACGCCGGAGCACGACGGCGUGGGUGCGCCGCGGACGCACAUGCGCUUCUUUAUGCCGCUCUUACGCUUUCUCGAGGCUCUUGCAUCGCACUCAUCGGCGUGUGAGCUCGUAGCACAUGCUGGUGUCGUGCGGGCCCUGUGUGCCACGGCGCUCAGCUCGACGCUCGAGCAGGGCGGUCUGGAUGCUGUGCAGCCCUCGGGCGAGCCUCAUCCCUUGCAUGCGGCAUGGCUACUGAUGCUGCGCAUUGUCGUGCGGCUCGUGGAGAAUCUGGGGCUCGAAGAUGCGCGCGGCCACCUUGUCGAUGCGGAUGUGCAGGUGUUUGUGUACAUGUAUGCGGCGCAGCUGCGCCGCUCCCUUACGUUUUCGCCGUUGACCCAAACGAAUCCCUUGGAUGUGGGGCAGCUGCAGGAAGUGGCCAUGGUCCUGCGUCUUUUCCGGAGCAUGUGGACGGCGAAGGCGCCUUGCCAGACUGUGAGUGGCGCGUCGCCGCAUCAGCGCGCCGCCAUGAUGCCUCUGGGCGAGCCGUUCCUCCAGGAUACCCCACUGCUGUUACAGCAGCUCGCCUAUCUCCGCGGCCAUGCCGAUGAGCUGUCGACGAUGCUAGGCUUUGACGCUUCCACGCCACCGACAGCGCCUGUGCUGCAGCAUGCACACGAGACUGUGGCCGAGAGUCUGGUCAUGCUGCUUACGCUGAUGUGGGAUAUGAGUGGCGCUGAUGUGAUCAUGACAUGCGAUCCGCACGACUGGCCCAUGCUGCCGGCCCUCAUCCAUCCCUCCAUGCACGUGGCAUCCCAUGCGCCUGCGUCGUUCGGCACGCUUCUUGAGCUCGCCAGCACCCUCACGAAGCAGGUGCAGCGCAAGGAAAGCGGGGCAGCGGAGGCACUCGAGCAGUGCAUUGGCCUGUGUGCGACGCAGGCCAUGGCCUGGGCUCAGGGACCCAUGCCGCGACAAGGGAGCGAGUCCAUCUCGAUCCAUGUUGACCAGGCUCAAGCAGAGCUUGACGCCGGUCUAGGCCGCGAUAUUGAGGCGGCCAUCCAGUCGGCCUCCGAGGCUGACGCCAGUGCGUGGUGGAAGGCACUGUCGGCGUUCCAUGCACGGUAUAUGCAGUCGCGCGUGUAG